Messenger RNA from Plasmodium knowlesi strain H, 3798 nucleotides. Its product is annotated as heptatricopeptide repeat-containing protein, putative. Lineage: Eukaryota; Apicomplexa; Aconoidasida; Haemosporida; Plasmodiidae. The transcript has a single exon. The record is from RefSeq and is a predicted model, not a curated record. The coding region runs from base 1 to 3798 and encodes 1265 amino acids.
AUGUUUAACUAUUUCCUAAAAGGAGUUAGUAAGUGCCAGGACAGAGCUGAUGUGGUGCAUUUGAGCCGCAAGUUAAUCCAGAACAUGCACCUGUUAGAUACACAAGAAAUAUCUCUUUGCCUAAAUAAACUUUCGAAGGUAAAUUUUGAAGACAAAACCUUUUGGAACAACAUCUGUCGGAUAAUCACCACUACAGAUGUUCGGGUGGUUGGAAAGUUCAAGUGCCUGCGGGGGAGGAAGGGAGGGGACAGGGUUACCGAAGGGGUAGGAAUGACAGAAAGUGCUAGCAACGGCGUGAGGGAACGAUGUGUUAGCAACCCUUCCGAUGGUGGCUACGACGCAACGACUCCUGAACAGAGGAGGGAUACUGUACCACAAAAAGGGGAUCUACUCAACAGGACUGCCCUUAGGCCAAAUGAGAGAAGCGUGGAAAGUAGUCGACCCAACGAUGGAACCGACCGGAAAGACAAAUUGUUGUACCACUUCAACAUGGAGGAACUGUGCCUUGUUCUGAACGCAUUAGCAAAAGUAAACGUGAGGAACGAAGAAAUAUUAAAAUUAGCAUUACAAAAAAUAAUAACAGAAUUUGAGAUGAGCCGGCAUGUUGUGAACAUGAUUAAAGCGGUUGGAAGUUUCGGUGUAGGCAAUCCUGGUAGUAGUGACGGAGGUAGUAGUGGCGGAGGUAGUAGUGAUGGAGGUAGUAGUGAUGGAGGUAGUUGUGAUUCCAUGGAACAGGCGCUUCGUAACGUUUAUCAAAAUUAUGAUAGUAUGAGUAGAAAUCUCACGGAGAGGGAUAUCAGCGUGCUCAUUCGGGUAAUGUUAACGUGGGGAAAUCAAACAGGGGGGAUCCAAACGGGGGGAAUCCAAACGAAGGGGGGAGAGGCAAAUGUGAAGCAGACAAGUGGGAUCCCCCCCUCAAAGACACCACAUGAGGAAGAGGUCACUCAUUUAGGAAGUAACAAUGUCGGUAUGAAUAAUGUCAAUGGGAACCAUGUCGGUGAUAACCCUGUCGGUGAUAACCAUGUCGGUGGAAACCAUGUCGGUGGAAACCAUGUCGGUGGAAACCAUGCCGGUGGAAACCAUGUCGGUGGAAACCAUGCCAGUGGAAACCAUGUCGGUGGAAACCAUGUCGGGGUGAACACUGCCAGUGGGAACCAUGUCGGCGGCAACACGACGGCAAACGCACUGAUCGAAAAACUCAUCAACAGCGUGAAAAAAAUUAACCACAUAAGUGAGCAGAGCAUCGCUCUAAUCCUAAACGCAUGCACAAAGUCGUGCGUAAAAAACAAGGCCCUGUUGGAUAUGCUGAAAAUAGUUAUCAUUCUAAAGCUUAAGCAGGAUAAGAAUAAAUGCUCCGACAUCUUCGUCAGUAGCAUAACGCACUCGUAUUCUUCCUUCGCCUACAGAGACAGGGUACUGUACGACACGAUCGCUGAGUACGUGUGUGCCAACAUGGAUAGCAUAAAUGUGAAGGCACUUGUUAUUAUCCUAACGAGCUUUGUGAACAUCGAGAUUGUGAAUUUAAAGUUAUUCAAUGCUGCUAUCGCAAAAUUGUCGAGGAGGGAAGUGAUAAAGGGUUUGUCGAACCAGUGUACUUCCAACAUCGUCACCAUAAUUACAAAGUCGUAUAAUUACCUUUGCACGGAGAAGAUGUGCUUCAUUUUGGAAGUUGUGAAGGGACGAUUGCGGAGAGAGUUUUCCCGCACGGGGAUUGGGGCCACCAAACCUACACGAGACAAGCAGAAGGGUGGUGCUACCUUAAAGGAUGCACCACAAAGUGAUACACCGCUGAGCUUGAAACAAUCCAGACAUAGCGCCUUCCUCGAUGGCUUUCUCAUGAAACACCUUACCAAUAUCCUAAACAACCUGAGCAAGAUAAACCACGCGGAUGCCAACCUCUUCGCACUUUUUUCUCACCUCAUUCUAAAAAAAAAAAAAGAAAUAAAUAAGUUGGAUUUCAUGAACAUCACGAGUGCAUACGCACGGUUCGGCUACGUCGACGAGGAAAUUUACAAGCUGAUACAACAUCACGCAAAGAAAUAUCUGGAAGAUAAAAAUUUGAAGUACAUGGAGUUCAUUAAUAUGUUCACUAGCAUUGCUACAUUCUCACUGAUCGAAAGGAACAGGAGGAUAGACCAUCGUAUGGGGGAUCGUUGGAAAGGGGAUCGGAAUGGCCACUUUGCAGAAACCAUUCAUGUGAUGAUGGGGAUGCUGAGGGGGGAGACUCAUAGCAGGUGUGUCCUUGGUGAACAUGAGGGUCAUCCCCCUGAUGAAGAUGCCAACACGAGCAAAAACAGUAUAGGAAACGGGAAUCACACCGGCGAUGUACCUACCCACUCCCCCCCACUGCACCACGCACUCAUCCACGACCGGAAGAAUAUCAUUGACAACCUGAGCGCCAAGCACACCUGUUGCAUCCUUGCAACCAUGAGUAAGUUAGACACACAUGACCGACAGAUAUAUGAACAAUGCGUAAAGAACCUUAAAAAAAAAAUACUUAAGAUGGAUUCAAGAUCCCUAAGCAUGUACCUCCUUUACGUUAGCAAGUUCGGCCUGAUCCCCGAUCGGUACAUAAAAACGCUCAUAUCAAAUAGUUUCAAAACGGUACACCUCAGGAUGGGAAAAAUAAACGUGGAUGAUGCUAAGGGGUACCCAAAGGACCACCUCAACAAGAUAUUCACCCUUUGUACGCAACUGCAAACGGAAGAUAUCGUUAACGCAGUUUAUAUCGUUAGAAGUUUAAUAAAGAACGACCCGAGCUAUAGAGACAACGUGUACGUUAUGUGUGCCUACUUGGAGGGUAUCUACGCCGGAUUGGAAGGUAGAAACGGGAGUGUAGUUAAAAGUAGAACCCCAAGUGGGAUGCAGAGCAAAACCCCGAGAAAAUCCCCUUCCAGACGCGAACCGGACAAAAACAUCGUACAUAUCGGUGACGGGCAAGCAGAGGAUCCCGGUGUCUCCUCUCUGCUAAGUGGACGAAAGUUGAACACACAGACAGCCUGCAUCCUCAUGAACACGCUAGCCUUUAUAAACACACACCUGCACUUGCCAAGUGUAAGAUAUGCCAAGAUUGUUACCUACCUGCUACUCUUCUCCCUUCGCUUCAUGAUUGACCGCCUGAACCUGCGCCAGCCACUGCAGGAACUUCUUUACGAAGACACCUCUCAAAGCGAAAGCAUGAACCGAAACGAAAGCAGAAACCAGGGUGUUCACAGAAAUGGGAACCAAAACUGUAGUGACAUAAAGGGUGUUGUUACGAGGAAGAUCGACUCGGCGAGCAUCCGGCAGAUAAACACAACAAUCUUGAUGAUAUUUCACUUGGGUUCUCUGAACCCGUUUUCCUACUCACCCCAGUGGGAAGUAACCAACUUGGCUAGCUACCCACUAAGGCUACUACAAUAUGUGUACUUCUUUUUAAAAUUCAGCCCCCUAGCCCCAUUUGAAAGAUACACAUCGGUUUACAACUCAGUCGGUAACAGGAGGAAGUUAACUAACUACUGCGGUGGUGGCUACGCUCACGCGCAUCCGACUGGGUUGUCCAGUGAUGUGCCAACUGGGUCGUCGACCGUAUCGUCGACUGGUUUGUCGACCGAUUUGUCGACUGGUUUGUCGAGUGAGCCUCCCCGUGGGGGGUCGCUCCCCUCCAUCUCAGAAGGAGAAAUUAGUAUCUACCAGACAGUCGGGUCGCUCUUGAAGCGGAAGGGCUGCGACGCCAACUGCACUUUGUUGUCCUCGUUUGGCGUUUAUAUGUACUCCGUCGACAUGUUGAUUUUGCGCGGAGGAAAGGGCUCAUGGUAG